Messenger RNA from Heterostelium album PN500, 1137 nucleotides. RefSeq lists its product as uncharacterized. The transcript has a single exon. Lineage: Eukaryota; Evosea; Eumycetozoa; Acytosteliales; Acytosteliaceae. The record is from RefSeq and is a predicted model, not a curated record. The coding region runs from base 1 to 1137 and encodes 378 amino acids.
AUGUUUUUAGAAUCAAAGAUUAUCAUGUUUGGUUACACUUUAGAUGGUGAUAGUCGUCAAACAUCUUUGGACUUUUUUUCCUAUAAGAAGCUUUGUGAUAUCGUAUACAAUGACAAAUUAUUGGAAAUGAUUGAAUAUUAUAACAACAAAAGAAAUACCAUAAGUCACACUUCUAAAAUACUUAAUAUCAAUAACAGCACUAUUGUAUUGCCAGAUAUACUGUUGGAUAAGAUUGUUACCUAUGCUAUACCAUUCGAUAGAGACUUUAGCGGGGGAGCAUUUUCGAUUAGAAUGAAAAUGUUUGCAAAGCAUUCUCACCAUCUCAUAGAUGCAGUAAAUCUAUUAAACUAUGCUUUGGUUUCAAAGAAACUAUUUCAAUAUGUCUCAAAGUUUAUAAAGAGCAACAGUCAUUUCUCUUGGAAUGGGUAUCUGAAUUUCAACAGUGAAUUCAGUUUAGUUAGAUCAGAACCGUCUUUUUUCAACUAUGAAUCGAUCAAAUACAUUCCAUACGAUCAUGGUGUUGAUUAUGCCAAUCGAUUGAUGUCAAGAGUUGAUACUUUCGCAAUAGUAUCCGAUGAAAUUGAUUAUAGUGUCAAGGGCAUGGUGUCAAGAGAUUCAAUGUUUGACGAUAAAGAUCUAUACGAUUAUGAAACGUUUGAAGAAGAAUACAGAGAUGCCAUCAUCUCCCAAGGUUAUUUGGUUUAUCCACCGGCAAUGCCAAAUCUUAAAGAUAUCUUUGUUCUGAAUUACUAUGGAUACUCUUCCAACUACAGUGAUUUAUUAUCAAACAUCUUCUCGCAGACACCUAAUGGCGAUGGUCAUGGAAUAGAACGAUUCUACAUUAAGAUCGUUAAAGAUUGGAAAUCAUCACCGAGAUUUUCUAAUUUGGGUUUCCUCGGACCACUCUUGAAGUUCCAUUCAAAGACAUUGAAAUCAAUUCGCAUUCGCUAUCGAGAUAUGAAAGCUUUUGACGUAGGGGAAAUACUAAAGGUUUUUAUUCAAAUUCAUCCAUUUUUGGUGGAAAACAAUAGAAUCGAUUUUAAAUUAAUCACCAACACUCAAAUCAGUGAAACAUUACCUUCAAACAAUAUCUUUGCAAAUUAUUUAAUCAGUUAUUUGGAAGUGAAAAAUAAAUAA